This is a messenger RNA of Aspergillus tubingensis, 1035 nucleotides long. Its product is annotated as short-chain dehydrogenase/reductase. Gene Ontology annotation, biological process: secondary metabolic process. The transcript is spliced from 3 exons. Bases 1 to 1035 code for a protein of 344 amino acids. The record is from RefSeq and is a predicted model, not a curated record. Lineage: Eukaryota; Fungi; Ascomycota; Eurotiomycetes; Eurotiales; Aspergillaceae.
AUGGUGUCUAUCACAGCAGUACGGGAUAAUAACGGCGCUAUCCCUCGUCUAUAUGGAUCUAAUCUGGUUGCAGUAUUUGUCGGCGGAACAAGCGGGAUAGGCGAAUCGACAGCACGCGCAUUCAUCCGCAAUACAACCGCCUCCCGUGCCUAUUUGAUUGGGCGCGACCAGGCAAGAGCAAGCCGGAUUAUCGAGGAAUUGCGGCAAAUCAAACCAGACUCGCAGGUUGAGUUUAUCAAAGCGGAUGUGUCUCUUCUGCGGGAGGUCGAUGAGGUUUGCAUGGAUAUCAAGAAGAAAGAGGAUCGAUUGAAUCUGUUGUUUUUGAGCCCGGGGACUGGGUCGAUGAAUGGGCCAGAUGAGACUAGCGAAGGACUAGACAAGAAACUAACGCUCCACUAUUAUGCCCGGAUGCGGUUCGUGGCAAAUCUCCUCCCGCAGCUUCUCAAGGCUGGCGAGGAUCAACAACAGCAACGGCCUCACCGGCUUUCGCGUGUGGUAUCGGUACUUGAAGCCGGAGGUGAAGCAGCACUUCAUUUAGACGAUCUCUCUCUCAAAACCAACUAUUCGCUCCGCAACUGCGCAAAGCAUGCGAUUACCAUGAACUCGGUUGCUAUGGAGCAUCUGGCUGCUUUGUAUCCACAAGUCUCAUUCAUUCACUCUUUUCCCGGACUCGUGCGGACACGUCUAGACCGGGACCUGGGUGGCAUUGCCAAGACUGCAUUAAGCGCCUUACUUUUGCUCGGACGGCCAUGGGAGACUGGGUUCGAGGAGAGUGGAGAGAGACACUUGUACGCAGCGACGAAAUUGCAGUUCGCGCCGCGGAUGUGUGGAGACAAGAUGGAUGCUGCUGAAGGUUCGGAUGGGAAAAUUGGAAGUGGGUUCUAUCGGCUUGAUUCCACCGGAUCAACCUAUAAACCCAGUCGGAUCAUGCAGGUUUAUCGCGAGCAAGGGAUAGGAGGGCUCAUCUGGGACCACACACUCGGUAUUUUUGAGAAAGUCCGCGGCGGGUCGAAACUUGGUGAUGAAACGAAGUAG